Messenger RNA from Cyphellophora attinorum, 540 nucleotides. RefSeq lists its product as uncharacterized. The transcript has a single exon. The coding region runs from base 1 to 540 and encodes 179 amino acids. Lineage: Eukaryota; Fungi; Ascomycota; Eurotiomycetes; Chaetothyriales; Cyphellophoraceae. The record is from RefSeq and is a predicted model, not a curated record.
AUGGCAAAGAAGAUGAGACGAUGCAUCAAUGGCCUCUUCACAAUGGUACCGCAAGCUCCUCGCUCGGCACGCGCCAUUGCGCCAACACACUACAUCCAUCAGCAAAGCCGAAGUGUGACCAACGCUAUCAAGCCCGACCACAUCACCUCCCUACUCACCGUACCGCGUGUCCCUCCCAAGCCAGCCAAUUGGCAUCCAACGCUCGUGCACAGCAGCGGCGAGGUCAAGUUCACCGUUAUCCGCCUCGCACCCAACGGAGGUGAAGUCCCACCACACUUCCACAAAAAUGUCUGGGACUACUUCAUGCCAUUGGAAGGCAACGCCGUCAUCGAGACUACGACCAAAGACGGCGUCUCUCAGGACUUUGACAUGCAAAGUGGUAGUUUUCUAGCUGUUGGGCCGGGUGACACGCACCGAGUUCGGAAUGUUAGUGAAAAGGAGGAGUUCGUGUUUUUGCUCGCGCAGUCGCCGAGAGGGAAGUAUGACUUCGUCAAUAUUGGUGAUGGUGAGGUUGUGAAGAAGUGGCACGAAGAGGAAUAG